Molecule: messenger RNA, 948 nt
Organism: Phalaenopsis equestris
Lineage: Eukaryota; Viridiplantae; Streptophyta; Magnoliopsida; Asparagales; Orchidaceae
Product: zinc finger A20 and AN1 domain-containing stress-associated protein 6-like
Exons: 2
Coding region: 214-690 (158 amino acids)
Molecular function (GO): zinc ion binding; DNA binding
Source: RefSeq, a predicted model, not a curated record
AGGCGGCGUGGAAGAAGAAAUUGGGGAAACCGCGAAGCUUUGUUACAUCGAGCUGCUCCGUCACGAUCCUUCGGAGUCGUGCAAGUUCUUCCUUCUGUUCUUUCAUCCGAUCGAAGAGCUUUGCAUCGAUCUCGUUUUGAUUCAGGGAUCGUAAGCUUGAAGAUCUCUGAGGCGGAAUCAUACGAAGCGACUGGAAUCAGGAAAGGGAGGAAGAUGGCUGAAGAGCAGCGAUGCCAGGAAGGACACCGCCUCUGCACCAACAACUGUGGGCUCUUAGGUUCACCAGCGACCAUGGAUCUAUGCUCCAAGUGCUAUCGUGACCUACGCCUCAAGGAGGAGCAAGCCGCCUCCGCCAAAAUAGCAGUCGAGAAAUCCCUCAUAUCCACUUCCCCCUCCCUAACCCCCUCUCUUAUCGCCACCGCACACGUUCCUGACUCUCCCCUGUCUUCCCUUCCCGAGUCCUCCGGCAACUCGGUGGUGGAUCGUUCAUCUGCAACGCCGGGCCGGUGUAAGGAGUGCCGGAAAAGGGUCGGUUUGACAGGCUUCCGCUGCCGUUGUGGGCUCCCGUUCUGCGGACCUCACCGUUACCCGGAGAAACAUGGCUGCUCCUUCGACUAUAAGGCCGCCGGUCGCGAGGCCAUCGCACGAGCUAACCCUAUCGUGAAGGCCGCCAAGCUCCAUAUGAUCUGAGACUGGUUUACUUAAUUGUCGGAACUCUGCCACUACAGUCGGCCUCAAUUCGCGAGCUCGGCGACGAUUUGGUCAGCUUUUGCGGCCUCCAUCUACGGUUUGUCAUCGACCGUGUUCAUCUACAUCUAGAAUUCUCCUCUGCGCGCUUUUUUUUUUUUCUUCCUUGCACUUUCAUCCCUUUUUCGUAGUUUGUUGUAAAAAUACGACGGUCUACUUUCCCUUUGUUGAUGAAACAACUAAAAAAGAUAGUUUGGAUUA